UGCAUUCCUUGUUUGGAACUUGGCUUGUGGGCAUGACAAUCCGGUGCUUCUUUCCUUAGUGUGCUGUAAACUCUUCCGUGUUUUGUUUCUUCUUUAUUCUUUCUUUUUCGCUUCCCUUUACCGUCUUACCCUUUUUCGACCCCAACCUCGGUUCUUCAUCUUGGGUUGUCAAGUAUACACGCGUUUGGCAACCAACUGUCGCCUACCUACAACCUACGAUCGCUUUUUUUCCGACGUUCGUUCCGACCUUGUUGAUUCCUUGGCAAACAGAGCCUUACGAGAAAAAAAAACCACGACGAAGCAUACGACACGAAGAACUACGAUACAAGAGGAGGGGAAUUGGGGCACGCACACAAACAAAAGAAUCGAACACACAAGCUCACCAUGGCACCAACACCCGAAACCCUCGCUUCAACCGUGAAGCUAGCCCGGUCCGCCGCGCUCGCCGCCGCGCCCCUCGCAGCCCGGCACCUGAUGGCGGAAACCUCAUCUGCUCUACACAAGCGAGAGCGCGCUCCGGGCUCGCUCUCCGUGACCGACACGCAAAAGGUCACCCUGGGCGUCAUCGCGGCUUACACGGUUGCGAUCGCGAUCCUGUGGAACGUCCCGUUCCUGCGCUGGUCGCUGUGGCCGUUCAAGAUGCUGGUGAUUGCGUUCCACGAGUUCGGGCACGCCUCGACGGCCUGCUGCACCGGCGGCCGGGUCGAGAGUAUCAAGCUUGACCCGCGCGAGGGCGGCGUCACCAUGAUGCGCGGCGGCAUCUCGGCCAUCACCCUGCCGGCCGGAUACCUGGGCAGCUCGCUCAUCGGGGCGCUGCUCAUCUUUUGCGGCUUCGAUAUCAUCGCCAGCAAGGUCGUCAGCUUUGUUUUGGCCGUGUGCUUCCUGUUGACGCUUUGGUGGGGCAAGAGGGAUUGGCUGACCAUCUUUACGGUCCUGCUGGCGGUUGGGUUGCUGGUUGCUUGUUGGUUUAUUGCGCACGCCCAGGCUUUGAGGUUCUUUGUCUUGUUCAUUGGCGUCAUGUCGUCCUUGUACAGUGUUUGGGAUAUUUGCGACGAUCUUAUUCUCCGCAAAGUCAACGAGUCCGACGCGAGCCAGUUCGCCAAGCGCUACGGCGGUUCGAGCCAGUGCUGGGGCGUCAUCUGGUCCAUCAUUUCGCUUGCUUUUAUGGCUGCCGGCAUAGUGGCUGGCAUUGCAGCAUUCCCGGAUUCGUUCGCCGAACAGAAUGAAAAGUCACAGAGGUUCCUGCCCACGAGGUAAAUAGGACAUGGGAGUAUGACAUGCAUGCGAAUCGAGCUGUUAUGAAGAAGCGAGAAAAUAUGUAUGGACCCUCUCUGCCUGGCUUGCAGGCAAUUACAGCUUGCACUUGCGAUUUUGUCGCAAUGUUGAAUAGGACCGUUCGUGUAGGAUAUGAUGAGUUGAUCGGUUAUCUGAGGGCCUCGGAUUGAGCCUUGUUUGAUGACAGAAGGACAUGGCAGUUUCCAUGAGAUGCAGAAAAACUCCCGACUGGAGGUCACUGGAGAGUUGCAGAAAUGCAGCAGUUUCUUUAGUUGAAGCUCGUUUAAGGGAAGACUAACGUUUAGAUUAUAUACCCAAUAAACCAUAUUAUAACUGUUG
Messenger RNA from Pyricularia grisea, 1614 nucleotides. RefSeq lists its product as uncharacterized. The transcript has 2 exons. Bases 385 to 1257 code for a protein of 290 amino acids. The record is from RefSeq and is a predicted model, not a curated record. NCBI's taxonomy places the organism in Eukaryota, Fungi, Ascomycota, Sordariomycetes, Magnaporthales, Pyriculariaceae.